Helianthus annuus (common sunflower) is the source of this 2088-nucleotide messenger RNA. Its product is annotated as F-box/LRR-repeat protein At4g14103. Gene Ontology annotation, molecular function: protein binding. The record is from RefSeq and is a predicted model, not a curated record. The coding region runs from base 349 to 1779 and encodes 476 amino acids. The transcript has 6 exons. Lineage: Eukaryota; Viridiplantae; Streptophyta; Magnoliopsida; Asterales; Asteraceae.
GAGAAAAAGAGAAUUUGAAAGGAAAAAAGACAAUUUUCUUCCAUUUUCUCAUUUCCCCAAAAACCAACUAAAACAAUCUCUUCAUCUUCAUCCCCACGCCCCUUCUCUCUCCUGCAACACACCGCCAUACUCAUUUUCUACACAAAACCCUUCAUCUUUCCUCCAUAAAGAUUCGUAUUUUAUUGCUUUCAACAAAGGGUUUGCAUGAUUGCAGCUGUCUUUCAGUUAUCAAGCACCCACUGAUUGCCACAAAAUCCCUAAUGUUUGAUCACUAUUGAAGGUUUGAUGAUCAAGAUUGGUUAAAUAAAGAUUACCCCUUUUUUAUGAUGAUGAUGAUGAUUAUGGUGAAUGGAUCAAAGAACUGAUCUUUAUGUUUGCGGUGAAGUUAUGAGCGACACAGGUCAAACAAGAUAUGUGAUUCAAGAUACGGGUCGUGAUAGCGACGGCGAUAUAAGCCAACUGCCGGAUUGUAUUCUUCAUCAUAUUCUCUCAUUUAUUCCCACCAAAGACGUUGUGAAAACCGCCAUACUUUCAAAAAAAUGGAACAACGUUUGGACUUCCGUUUUGAACCUAGAUUUUGACGACGCAUUGUUGUACGCUAACGAGGCAGACACUCGGGACCCACCUGACGAAACUUGCUUCAUAAACUUUGUAGAACGCGUUCUCUCGUUACGUGAUGCAUCAAACAUCAAGAACUUUCGUUUAUCAUGUCGCGUUUUCUUUAACGCCUCCUGCAUAAAUUCGUGGAUUUCUUCCGCUAUCAUGCAUAAUGUCCAGACGCUCGAUCUCUGUCUCUUUGUCGAUGAUUCGUUUGUGCUCCCGAGCUCCGUGUUUCGUAGUCAAACGUUGACCAGUUUGAAACUAGAAAUGAAUUGUGUUCUUGAAUUCCCGACUGUCAUCCAUCUCCCAUAUUUGAAAACCUUGCAUUUAUCUCUCGUUACAUUCGUGAACGACGGCUCAACACAAAAGCUUUUCUCAGGAUGCCCGGUUCUCGAAGAGUUGACUUUGGUUGACUGUGAGUGGUUGAACUUGAAGAGCAUCACAAUCACAAGUUCCACGUUAAAACGAUUAACGAUCGAUGACCUACCGUACUUUGGGCCACCUGACGGGCCUAAAGAUUGUAAGAUCAAGAUUCACACAUCAAAUCUCGUAUACUUGAAGUAUACCGGCUAUCCGUCAAACGAUAUCUUCGUGUGUGACGUAUCUUCUUUGGUUAAAGCGUACAUUAGCGUUCUGAUCCCGCAUGAAAAGCAGAAAGAAGUUGCUUCUCAUGUCGUUAAUCUGCUUAAAGGGUUGAGUAAAGUUGCGUUUUUGAAUGUAUCGGAUCAUACUAUCGAGUCUCUUGUAUUUGCAGGAAACAUGCUGGUUGAUCUUCCAGUUUUCAAGAACUUGACUCGUUUAGAUUUGACCAUGGAAAUUGGAGAGUCAACCAUUGAAGCGUUGAUGAAAUUUCUCAACUGCUGCCCAAAUCUACAGUGUUUAUAUUUCUCCGAGGGAUUCAAUCAUGAUGUAUGCUUUGUUGAUAACGAUUUGAUUCGUUCAUCACUACCUAAAUGCAUUUCAUCCUGCCUCAAAAUGUUGACGUUCAAGAACUUUGACGGGAAUGAUUCAGAAAUAUGUUUUCUCAAAUGCAUUUUGCGGCAUGCGUCUGUCCUCAAGAAGAUGAAUAUCUUGUGUUGUGAGAGUUUAUUUGGAGAUCCAAACAGGCUAAACGCGGUCAAGAAGGCGUUACAAACGGUUUCAAAAGGCUCUAAGUCCUCUGUUGUCAUGUUCUCAUGAAACCGUAAUUACGAUUUGGUCAGCUGGCUCUCUACGUUUUUGAAUAUGGCUGCAAUGGUUCCCGUUUUUGACUUUUUGGCGCAUCUUUCAACGGCUGUUGUGAUGAAGGUGUAUAGUUAGGAACAUAUUAUGGGUUGUUAGGGUUGUUCACAUAUACAGAUGAUAUGGGCUGCUCCUGUUUUUGGUUUGAUGUAGCCAAACAUACAUAGAAGCUAACAUUUUGUAGGAUUUUCUUGUGCUUCUAAACUAUACGAGAGCCUUUUCAAGUUCUUUAUAAGAUCUUAGGUGCCGUUUUUUCGAGUUUCGACA